CAUGGAACUUCGGCCGCCCUUUGCUCGUGCGCCGCGCAUGAUCGACGAUUCAAAGUGCCUUGGGCAGCAAUGCAAACCCGUCGGCGAUCCCUGGAAAACAAUCCAGAAAGAUGCCCACUGGUCCGUCUUUUAAACCCGGUUCGGGAUUGACCCACGACAGGUUUUUCGUCUCCAGACGAUGUUUCUUCGUCGCCUUCUCUCUGCUUCUUCCCAGCACCGCUCGACGAGAGAGGCUUCCAAUUUGUUCCAGAGGUUUGGUCCACAGAGGAAGGUUCAAACUUUUAAUUAUUCAAAAUCCUUCAGAAAUGGUAGUGGGCAUCGAAAUGUUUAUCCCGUAUCGCCUGCUGAAGCAGAUGCUUCUCGGCCUUGGAGAAACUUUCUCAUUCCUAGUCUUAUAGUAGGAGGUUUCGUUGGGGCUGCAGUUCUGGUCCGUUAUAAUGACGAGAGGAGAGCAACUUUAAAAGGUCAAGGAAGUAGCAGGGAAGGAAAUUCAGUAAGGGGACCGAUUAUUGGUGGACCAUUUACUUUAAUUGACACAGAGCAUCGGAUUGUCACUGAGAAGGACUUUAAAGGAAAAUGGGUUCUCCUUUAUUUUGGGUAUACAUCAUCACCAGAUGUUGGCCCCGAACAACUCAAUACAAUGGCAAAGGCUAUCAAAAUAUUAGAGUCAAAACAGAAUGCAGAGAUUUUUCCAGUAUUUGUCACGAUUGAUCCUCAGAGGGAUACAGCUUCUCAUCUCCGUGCUUAUCUUAAAGAGUUCCAUCCAAGAAUAGUUGGAUUUACAGGGCCUGAUGCUGCUGUAAGGCAGAUGGCGCAGGAAUACCGAGUUUACUUCAAGAAGGUUGAAGAGGAAGGGGAUGAUUAUCUUGUAGAGACAUCUCACAACAUGUACUUGUUGAAUCCUAACAUGGAGGUGACACGCUGCUUCGGAGUGGAGUACAGUGCUGAAGAACUGUCGGAAGCAAUGGCCACUGAAAUACAGAGAAACCCAAGAACCGCCGUUGCUGGUUUUUCCGCACCUUGAAGCAAGUUUCACGUCUCAGACCAAUCCCCUGAGGCCUUGCCUCCUGGGCGUUAUGGUUUGCAAACUGAAUCACGAGUUGAUUUGCACCUUGUUGACAAUGAUCAAGUGAAAUCGCGAUUCCGUUUUCAUGUUAUCGGGAUUGGGAUUAAUCCUUUGCUUGAGAUGUUCAUGAGCUUUCUAUAGUUACAUUAUAGUUACAUUGGUAUC
Messenger RNA from Eucalyptus grandis, 1231 nucleotides. Its product is annotated as protein SCO1 homolog 2, mitochondrial. The record is from RefSeq and is a predicted model, not a curated record. Lineage: Eukaryota; Viridiplantae; Streptophyta; Magnoliopsida; Myrtales; Myrtaceae. The coding region runs from base 179 to 1024 and encodes 281 amino acids. The transcript has 7 exons. Gene Ontology annotation, biological process: mitochondrial respiratory chain complex IV assembly.